Penicillium egyptiacum is the source of this 450-nucleotide messenger RNA. Lineage: Eukaryota; Fungi; Ascomycota; Eurotiomycetes; Eurotiales; Aspergillaceae. The record is from the annotation of a GenBank genome assembly.
AUGACGAGUGGGAUUUUGAAGGAGGCGAGGCACCCAAACCUACCAAUCGCUACUUUUAAAUGCCUAGCGAUAUUCAAGCGUGUAUUAGAGGAGGAAGAGUCCAAGAUGAUAGGAGACCAAAAGAAGGAACUCUCUGAGCUAGUGAAGUGGUCCGAGGAUUCUGGUGCCAUGUGGCUCCACAUGCUUCUCUCAAGCGGCUUUUUUGAUUCUCCAAGCUUCCCAUGCAUGCAAUUACGGAGGCACAAAGGUGCCGAUUGGUGGGACGAGCGCCUCAUCGAGUAUGAGGAUACAGAAGAAGUGGAAACAUUCGUGGCCAACAAGCUACACGACCUGGAAGCUUAUGACAAGAUCAAGGACAAAGUUGAGCAUUACAAAGCUCUUAUGGACAACAAGGAGAUGGAACUGGAUACGUUUAUUCGCACUGUCUCUGCACUCCUCGACUCAAAUUGA